AUGCUGCGGGCGCCCGCGUGUCUGCUGCUGCUGCUGCUGCUCUUGCUCCUGCUCCGGGCGCCCGGGACGCGGGGUGCGCCCGGGUGCCCCGUGCCCAUCCGCAGCUGCAAGUGCUCCGGGGAGCGGCCCAAGGGACUCAGCGGCGGCGCCCCGAACCCCGCGCGCCGGCGGGUGGUGUGCGGCGGCGGGGACCUCUCGGAGCCCCCCGAUCCCAGCCUCCUGCCCAACGGCACCGUGACGCUGCUCUUGAGCAACAACAAGAUCACUGGGCUCCGGAAUGGCUCCUUUCUGGGACUGGCUCUGCUGGAGAAGCUGGACUUGAGGAACAACGUCAUCAGCACAGUGCAGCCUGGAGCCUUCCAGGGUCUUUGGGAGCUCAGGCGCUUAGACCUCUCCAACAACAGGAUCGGCUGCCUCACCUCUGACACCUUCCAAGGCCUCCCUAGGCUUCUCCGACUAAAUAUCUCUGGGAACAUCUUCUCCAGCUUGCCGCCUGGUGUCUUUGAGGAGCUGCCUGCCCUGAAGGUUGUGGACCUGGGCACCGAGUUCCUGACAUGUGACUGCCGCUUGCAAUGGCUACUGCCCUGGGCCCGGAACCGCUCCCUGCAGCUGUCGGAGCGCACACACUGUGCCUAUCCUGCUAGCCUGCGUGCCCAGGCUCUGGGAGGCCUCCGGGAGGCUCAGCUCCGCUGUGAGGGUGCCCUAGAGUUGCACACGCACCACCUCAUCCCAUCCCUGCGCCAAGUGGUGUUCCAGGGGGACCGACUGCCCUUCCAGUGCUCUGCCAGCUAUCUGGGCAAUGACACCCACAUCCGCUGGUACCACAACCGGGUGCCGGUGGAGGGUGAUGAACAGGCAGGCAUCCUGCUAGCCGAGAGCCUCAUCCAUGACUGUACCUUCAUCACCAGUGAGCUGACCCUGUCUCACAUCGGUGUGUGGGCCUCGGGCGAAUGGGAGUGCUCCGUGUCCACGGUCCAGGGCAACGCCAGCAGAAAGGUGGAAAUCGUGGUGCUGGAGACCUCUGCCUCCUACUGCCCUGCCGAGCGCGUGGCCAACAACCGCGGCGACUUCAGGUGGCCGCGUACCCUGGCUGGCAUCACAGCCUACCAGUCCUGCCUCCAGUACCCCUUCACCUCUGUGCCCUUGAGUGGGGGCGCCCCAGGGACCCGGGCCUCUCGCCGCUGUGACCGAGCUGGCCGCUGGGAGCCAGGCGACUACUCACACUGUCUGUACACCAAUGACAUCACCCGCGUGCUCUACACCUUUGUGCUGAUGCCCAUCAAUGCCUCCAAUGCACUGACCCUAGCCCACCAGCUGCGAGUGUACACGGCCGAGGCUGCCAGCUUCUCCGAUAUGAUGGAUGUUGUCUAUGUGGCUCAGAUGAUCUGGAAAUUUCUGGGUUAUGUUGACCAGAUCAAAGAGCUGGUGGAGGUGAUGGUGGACAUGGCCAGUAACCUGAUGCUGGUGGACGAGCACCUACUGUGGCUGGCCCAGCGUGAGGACAAAGCCUGUAGCGGUAUCGUGGGCGCACUGGAGCGCAUCGCAGCGGCUGCCCUGAGCCCUCAUGCCCAGCACAUCUCUGUGAACUCGAGGAACGUGGCGCUGGAGGCCUACCUCAUCAAACCCCACAGCUACGUGGGCCUGACCUGCACGGCCUUCCAGCGGAGGGAGGCCCCAGCUGCGCGGCCUGCAGGUCCGGGGCAGCAUCUAUCCCCCGAGCCAGAGCCAACAAGCGAUCAGCAGCUCCGCUUCCGCUGCACCACUGGGAGGCCUAACAUUUCCCUGUCAUCCUUUCACAUCAAGAACAGCGUGGCCCUGGCCUCAAUCCAGCUGCCGCCCAGUCUGUUCUCGUCUCUCCCAGCUGCCCUGGCUCCCCCAGAGCCCCCAGACUGUACCUUGCAACUUCUCGUCUUCCGAAACGGCCGCCUUUUCCGCAGCCACAGCAACACCUCCCGACCUGGUGCUGCGGGGCCUGGCAAGAGGCGGGGGGUGGCCACCCCAGUCAUCUUUGCAGGAACAAGUGGCUGCGGCGUGGGCAACCUGACCGAGCCAGUAGCUGUUUCUCUGCGGCACUGGGCUGAGGGGGCUGAUCCUGUGGCUGCUUGGUGGAGCCAGGAAGGUCCCGGGGGUCCUGGGGGCUGGAGCUCCGAAGGCUGCCAGCUUCGCUCCAGCCAGCCCAAUGCCAGUUCCCUGCACUGCCAGCACUUGGGCAACUUGGCUGUGCUCAUGGAGCUGAGUGCCUUCCCCAGGGAGGUAGGGAGCUCUGGGGCAGGGCUGCACCCCGUGGUAUACCCUUGCACCGCCCUGCUCCUUCUUUGCCUCUUCUCCACCAUCAUCACCUACAUCCUCAACCACAGUUCGAUUCAUGUGUCCCGGAAGGGCUGGCACAUGCUGCUGAACCUGUGCUUCCACAUGGCCAUGACCUCUGCAGUCUUCGCCGGAGGCAUCACUCUCACCAACUACCGGAUGGUCUGCCAGGCAGUGGGUAUCACCCUGCACUAUUCCUCACUGUCUACACUGCUCUGGAUGGGUGUGAAGGCCCGUGUCCUCCACAAGGAGCUCACCUGGAGGGCGCCCCCUCCUCAAGAAGGGGACUCGGCCCCACCUGCCCCCCGCCCCAUGCUCAGGUUCUAUCUGAUGGCAGGAGGGAUCCCGCUCAUUAUCUGCGGCAUCACAGCUGCGGUCAACAUCCACAACUACCGGGACCAUAGCCCCUACUGCUGGCUGGUGUGGAGACCCAGCCUGGGCGCCUUCUACGUCCCGGUGGCCUUGAUCCUGCUCAUCACCUGGAUCUACUUCCUCUGCGCUGGGCUCCGCUUACGGGGUCCUCUGUCCCAGAACCCCAAGGGGGGUCCCGGCCGGGGGUCCCUGGAGCCGGGGCUGGAGGCGCGGGGCUCGGGCAGACUCAGGAGCCACGGCCCCUUGCUGAGUGACUCGGGCUCCCUGCUAGCCCUGGGCAGCUCCGGGCACCCCGAAGACGGGGACAGCCUCUACUCGCCCGGGGUGCAGCUGGGGGCGCUGGUGGCCACUCACUUCUUGUACCUGGCCAUGUGGGCCUGCGGGGCGCUGGCCGUGUCGCAGCGCUGGCUGCCCCGCGCGGUGUGCAGCUGCCUGUACGGCGCGGCGGCCUCGGCCCUGGGGCUCUUCGUCUUCACCCACCACUGCGCCCGGCGCCGGGACGUGCGCGCGUCGUGGCGCACCUGCAGCCCCGCGGCGGCCCGGGUCCCGGCCCGGGCGGCGCCCCCGGCCCUGGAGGACGGCCCCCCCGGGGUCGGAGAGGCCGCCCCCUCCACCAAGGCCUCCCCCGGCGGCCACGCGCCCCUGGCCGCCUGCAAGCUCACCAACUUGCAGCUGGCGCGGAGUCAGGGGUGCGAGGCGCGCGGGGACGGGGAGCCGGAGCUCCCGGGCGCCCGGCGCCACCCGUGCAACAACCUGCACCCCGGGGGGCGCCGAGGGCACAAGAGUCGGGCCAAGGGGCACCGCGCGGCUGCCGCUGCCUCUGCAGGGGAGGCCGCGGGCAAGGGCCGGCCCAAGGCGCCGGGUCCGAGGCCCGAGCUGCUGUCCAGCGAGAGCGGCAGCGCGCAGCACAGCGCGUGUGACAGCUACAGCCACAGCCACAGCCACGCGGGCAGCAGCCGGCACAGCCCUGGGGCCGGGGUCCCCCCCGACGGCGAGCCCCCAGUUCCGCUCUCCGAGGGCAGCGACACCAGCGCCGUGCCCACCCAGCGCCGCUGCGCCAGCCGCGACCCCCUGCAGGGAGGCCCCGCCGAGCCGGACCCGGAGAGCCAGCGCCGCUCCUACCCGCUGCACGCGGCCGGCCUCAACGGCGCCGCCCAGGGCGUCCAGCACGAGGACGCCUGCAUGCGCACUGGCCUCUGGAAAAGCGAGACCACCGUCUAGGGGCCAGGGGCCACGGCCCGGGGCUCACCGUCCGGGCCCCACGUCCGGGCCCCACGUCCGUUCUGGG
Messenger RNA from Suncus etruscus (white-toothed pygmy shrew), 3967 nucleotides. RefSeq names its product adhesion G protein-coupled receptor A2 (gene ADGRA2). Gene Ontology annotation, cellular component: Wnt signalosome; plasma membrane. The record is from RefSeq and is a predicted model, not a curated record. Gene Ontology annotation, biological process: positive regulation of canonical Wnt signaling pathway; cell surface receptor signaling pathway; sprouting angiogenesis. Gene Ontology annotation, molecular function: G protein-coupled receptor activity; protein binding. NCBI's taxonomy places the organism in Eukaryota, Metazoa, Chordata, Mammalia, Eulipotyphla, Soricidae.